Thlaspi arvense is the source of this 2567-nucleotide messenger RNA. The record is from the annotation of a GenBank genome assembly. NCBI's taxonomy places the organism in Eukaryota, Viridiplantae, Streptophyta, Magnoliopsida, Brassicales, Brassicaceae.
AAAAAACAACAAAAAUCCCCCUAACAAAUUUCAUCCAGCUCUCGAGUCUUCUUCAGAACUCUUCUUCUUCUCCUCCUUUCGUCCCUCAUUCUUUCCCGCCAAUCGGGAGUGGCAUCUUCUCCCCCAAAACCUCAGGCAAUUCCGAAUAUUCCGACUCACCGGGUAAAAAUGGUAGCUCAUCGUUCAGUCGGAGGAAGAUUACAGAGGAAACCCCUCGGAGACUGCACAAACACCGUCUCUAGAACUUCCCAACAGUCGUCUUCUUCGACCGCUUCUCUCGUCAAAUUCGCGAAUCCGAGUCUCACUUCUUCUCUUAAGAGGUUAGUAGAUCAAACUAGGCUCAAGGAGAAAACCGAAGAUGCCAAUAAUUCAAAGGCUGGUGCCGGAAGCGCUUCCCUGCCUCUUUCCACGAGCGUUAUUCCCGUAACUCGCCGUUCGUCCGCCGAUCUGGAUUGUCCGGCCCCUACGCCUUCUCGUCCCUCAAAACCCAGCGAUGUUAAUAAGCCAGAGGCUGGUACCGGAAGCGCUUCCCGGUCUGUUGCCACGAGCGUUAGACCCGUAACUCGCCGUGUGUCUGCCGAUCUGGGUUUUCCGGCCCCUACGCCUUCUCGUCCCUCAAAACGCAAAGAUGUUAAUAAACCAGAGGCUGUUGCCGGAAACGCUUCCCGGCCUGUUGCCACGAACGUUAGACCCGUAACUCGCCGUAUGUCUGCCGAUCUGGAUUUUCCGGCCUCUGCGCCUACUCGUCCCCAGAAGUCGCGCUCUGUUGAGGGCGUUGGUGUCAAGGAGGUUGCUGAGCCUUACUCGGUUUACACGGUGAGAAGGAAGGCUUCUGGGAGAAAAAGGAGUAAAGACGAAUCUUCCUCUGGUGCAGUGACUCGCCUUCGUCUCGACUUGAUAUCAAGCUCUGGGAACAAAACAAAUCAAGCAGCAAAUAUAAACAAACCGAAGCCCUCGAAAAUGGCUCCCAGGAAGAGGCAGCGAACGGUCAAGAAUGAGGAAGAUAAUUUGGGUCAAGGAGUUUCUAAGGAUUAUAUCGAGCAGCAGAGAGCAUACUUUGCAGAGGUCGAUGCAUUUGAGCUGGCAGAAGAAGAGGUAUCUAGUAGCGACUUAGACUAAGUAAGAAGUGAUAACUAUCUUAAGGAUAUCAAUGACAUACCAUAACCCGUUCUUAUCACUGUAUAGCUAAGGAUGCUUCACUGAUCCCUUAAAACACAUGACAUGCCAACCUUUGUGUAUACAAAAGAUCUAUCAGUUUAUAAUAUAUGAUGACUUCUUUUUACUGGAAAGAGCGAACUUUCUUGGUUCUAGAUAGAUAUGAAAUGACAAAAAGCCAGUUUACAACACAAGCUUUAUAUAUAUAUACAUCUUACAAUUACAUUCACACAUCAAAGCAUUAUAAUACUCUUUCUGUUCAAUGAGGCAAAUCAGCUCAUAGUACGAGCAAACAACACAAUAGAUUAUCUUAUAUUCAAGCUUUGUUCAUGUCGCCGAUGAUGAGAGCUUUACCAGUGGAUCCAUGUCUAGGAACAGAGAAAAGAGCUCUCUUCAUGCUCUCCAUUGAAGAACUAAACCCUUUUCUUCCACCAUUGGAGUAACACAGAGUCGAGGUGGGCGACGAGCUAAGCUCGUGCUCUUUGUCACUAGCGUACAGAACCGAUGAUUUUGUACCAUGACUCACUGGUUUUCUCAAAGAAUGUGGCGGCGAGGAGGAAAAGGAGGAUGAAGAAGACGUAGACGACCAAGAAAACGAUGACCCAGAGACAUAGUUGCUCGUCUUCUUGCUACUGUUACUGUUCUUCCUGAGAUCAUAGAACAGAGACAUGGACAGGAUUCUAGUUAGUUUUGAUCUCACCUUGUUCUGUCUCUUUGGUGUUGACAAAAUCUCCGAGGAGUAAUACGACGGAGGCGGCGUGAGCGGCGGAGGAAGAGAGAAAUCGGAAAAGUGGUUGUGUUUCGGUGUGCCUGGCCUUGACUCCCAUACGAAUGGUACGGAGGCUCCUCCAUAGUAGGAUGAUCUCUCUUCUUUAUCUUCUUCUUGCUCCUCAUCGAUCGCAGAGAACUCCACCUCAUCUCCUAAUCUUCCUGACAUUUUUAUACAAACUCUCUUAUUUGUGUUGUAACCUCUUAUGCGUUUGAGUCGAAAUUUAAGUACGAACGACAGUGGAAACAAGAAGUGCCACAGAUUCGAAGGUACUUGAGAGGUGAUUAGUUCUCACACGUACACAAAAAUAAAGAGAGACAAAGGAGUGAUCUAAUUUAAAAAGACUCUUCUUUGCAUGGUUGUAACUUACAAGUGUGGAUAUUUAUCUUGUUCUUUUUUCUCAAUGAAACUAUUUUUGUUUUUUUAUAGGAAAAUAAUUCAUAUGGAUGAGCAUAUUACAUGUAAAAGAAAGAUAUUUCGAAAUAAUACAUAGGCCAAGAAAUGGUUAGAUAAUAAAUGAAAGGUGGCUAUCUUACUGUUGGACGUGUAUGCAUUACUAAAUGCUUUUCAUUAAUUACGAGAGAGUCGUGGGGAUCACAUUAUUGGUAAUAGUUAGUAAGUUUCAAAACUAUAGGCAUUGCUU